AUUUUUAUUUGACUUUAGUUUCAUUUUCUUUGUUAAAGUGUAAACCUACUUCAUUUAGAAUAAUCAACUGCACUUUACUCCUUUCUCCACCUUGUUCUUUUGUAUUGAAAAAAACAAAACAAAAAACAAAGCUGUUGAUUAAAGUAUCAAUGUGAAAGCAGAUCCACAUGACAAACCCUUUCAGCUGGAGCACGCCUCUCGCAAAGCAGGAAUGUGAAAUGUACCUGAACUGGAUCCUGUAUGAGGAAGAAUGGCAGCAGAAACUCACCAACAAUGUGCUGGUUUCAGGAAAAAGAUUUCCCUGACACGUCUGACAACAUCAGAACACAUUUAUCUCAAGUCAGCUGCGGCACACUCCGAACAAACUGAAGCUGCUAAGCUUGGAAAACAAUGGACGAGUGCUGCUUGUCUCCUGAAGAAGAAGAGGGCCGGAGGAUAUCCAGAGAAAUAGAGAAACAACUUAAACGGGAUAAACUAAACCUUAAACGGGAACUGAAGUUGCUGCUUUUAGGAACUGGUGAAAGUGGGAAGAGCACCUUUAUCAAACAAAUGAGGAUCAUUCAUGGCAAUGGGUACAGUGAAAAUGACAGAAAACAAUUCACUCGUCUUAUCUUCCAGAAUAUCUUCAUAGCCAUCCAGGCGCUGAUUGAUGCCAUGAAGACUCUAAAGAUUGGCUAUGCUGAUGCCAAAAAUGCUGGAGAUGCGGAGAAACUGAGGCAAGUGGAGGAUAUGGAUGUUUUCACGGGCUGGCAGGUGGAUGCCAUUAAGCGAGUGUGGAAUGACCGUGGCAUACAAGAGUGCUAUGAGCGCAGGAGGGAGUACCAGCUAUCAGACUCUGCCAAAUACUAUCUGAGUGACGUGGACAGAAUUGCAGUCCCAGGAUAUGUCCCCACUGUUCAGGACAUUUUGAGGGUCCGUGUAGCAACAACAGGCAUCAUAGAGUACAUGUUUGAUAUGUCAAAGGUCAUCUUCAGGAUGGUGGAUGUAGGGGGCCAGCGUUCAGAGAGGAAGAAAUGGAUCCAUAGUUUUGAAGACGUCACUUCUGUCAUAUUCCUGGCGGCUCUGAGUGAAUACGAUCAAGUCCUUUAUGAAAGCCAGAGCGAGAAUCGACUACGUGAGAGCAUCGCCCUGUUUCAGACAAUCUGCAUGUCUGAUUGGUUUCAAAACUCUUCCACCAUCCUUUUCCUGAACAAAAAAGAUCUUCUGGAAGAGAAAAUCACCAAGUCAGAUUUGGCGACCUACUUUCCAGAAUAUGCUGGACCGAAGGGCGAUGCCAAUUCAGCACAAAAGUUUAUCGAGAAGUUGUACGUCCAAUUACACAGCAAGGAUUCCAAACCCCUCUAUACACACUUUACCUGCGCCACAGACACGGAGAACAUCCGGGUCGUCUUCAAAGCUGUCAAAGACACACUCUUUCAAGAUAACCUUGAAAAAUUUGGCAUUGUAUGAGAGAAAACCAAGCGAUGACUUUUAUUUUCUGAAGCCCAAAAGAACAAUUACAAAUACAUGUUGCAAUGUUUCGAUAUUGGAAUACUGUCAGACUCAGGUUUUUUAACCAUAAAGAAACGAGCAUCAAAGGUGAAGGUUUUUAUUUUCUAAAUAUUGAAUAACAUAAUUUUAUUAAAAUACCAGUGUGUCAAAGUAGUAAAAUAUGAAACAAAUUCCAUUAAAAUUAUACAGUGAAAAUUAGAAAUAUUUAACCUUGUCAUCUCAAUACAUUAUCCUGAUGUGGUUAAAAGAUUAUUACCUUAAAUAGCACCAAAAAAAAUAAAAUAAAUAAAUUACUGAUAAUACCUCAGAAGAUGACUUAAGUUCAAUUGAAAAGUUUAACAUUCAUGUUUCCUCCCACCUCCCAUGCAUAUUUUGAACAAAACAUCAACAACAACCCACCUCCAUGCUUGACUGUGCGGUUAUUAUUCUUAUAGUCUUGAUCCUGGCCCUUCUCAAACCAUGAAUCCAAAUGUCCAAAUGUUUGCAGUGUGACAAAUUCCAGUUUGGUUUUUAUCCAUUUACAAAACUUUUGUCUCAUCCAAAUUCAUCUGACAUGUUCUGGGUGACCUUUGAUGAAUGGAGUGUCUGUUGGAGUCGGGCCACGACAUCCUCUUGUAUUCUUGUUAUGACUUGCAGUUGCCAUGGAGCAUUUAUACCAAACCUUAUCAUAAGAUUAGUAUGCUUAUUGAGGUCUCUUAUUUUGGAAAGACCGAGUAAAUUUAUUCUAGUGUAUUGGAUAAGACAUUACAGAAAAUAAUCCAUGAAAAAUACAUUAAAAUAGAUUACUUUGGCAAAAGGGUACAUUUGGUAUAAUGUUUUUCUUCCCAAGAGAUUAUAAAACUUAUUUGUGCUGCAGAGCUGAACACAACACAUUUAAGUCGCCUAUGUUUACAAAAUGCAAAUCAAUAAGAACUGAUCAUUCUUCUCAGAGUACGUUUUAUACAACUUCUUCAACAACGAUGUUAUUAGACAAGUUUGACUAAGUUCAACUAAGUAUGACAGCACUUCCUGCUUACCAGCUUUCAAAGGAGGACGUAAAAGUAUCCCCAGCAGACAGCUAAAGCACCUUGUCUUUAUUUUUUUUUUCCUUUAAUCAACAGUGAUGAUGAGAGUUUUAUUUUAAAAAUCCUUUUAUAUGUGUUAGUCACCACUAUAUUUUUAAAAUCCAAAUAAUAAAGCUUCAUGUUGUGUAUGCCCGUGUCGUAAGACCUGAAUUAAAGUGCAUCUGUGGCUGGGUUGUUUUCCAUUGUGUGUACAUAAAAAUGCAAUUUAUUUUAAUUUACAUUUUUUAAAGGAUUUGUGAUGAAAUACAGCAUGUGUAAGACAGAA
Molecule: messenger RNA, 2820 nt
Organism: Gambusia affinis (western mosquitofish)
Lineage: Eukaryota; Metazoa; Chordata; Actinopteri; Cyprinodontiformes; Poeciliidae
Product: guanine nucleotide-binding protein subunit alpha-11-like
Exons: 7
Coding region: 391-1449 (352 amino acids)
Biological process (GO): adenylate cyclase-modulating G protein-coupled receptor signaling pathway; phospholipase C-activating dopamine receptor signaling pathway; action potential
Cellular component (GO): heterotrimeric G-protein complex
Molecular function (GO): guanyl nucleotide binding; GTPase activator activity; G-protein beta/gamma-subunit complex binding
Source: RefSeq, a predicted model, not a curated record